CAGGCUCAUUGGCAAUCUCCCUACUCAUCUCUGAGGGAACACGCCGUUAGAAUCUCCUUGCUCAUCUCUAUACGCAGUAAGAAAUCAAAUAUCAUUACUGGGCUUUCGUAUCUUUAAGCUUUAGUUUUGGAACUGCUGGAACAUCAUUAGUGUAAAAAAUUGAAAACUACCAUUCUCAAAGAUAGAAAGGAUUGUAUUUCCCAAAAAUUUAAACAAUACUAUUGUGAUGCCACGAACAAAGUAUCAAAAGAAGUUAAAGAACUUGCCGGUUGAAAUAGAUGAAUGUCAAUCUUUGAUUCGAGAUUUUCAGAAACAGGGCAAAGCUCGUAUUCAAAAAUUUGAAGAUGACAGUAAAAUGGAAAUUAAGGCUCUGGAUAGCUACAUAAAAAUGAUAAUAUCUAGUAUGCCUGUUGAAUUUCUCGAGCUUACUUUAAAUGACAUACUAAACAUGGAAACAUGUGAUAAAGAAAACAGUGAUUCUACAAAUAUGAACAAUGAAGUACUUCCAGCAGCUACAGUAUCCAUCACUACACACAAAUUGAGAAAAACUGGUUCUGAUGAUGGUUAUGAUACAGAGCCUGGUACAUCAAAGACUAGGAUUAUCAGGAAUCUCUGUCGGCGAUUAAAUUUUAAUCCUUAAGAGUUUCCUAUAAAAGGAGGAGCUGAACGUGCCUUCGUUAGUCUGCCGUGACAAUUGGACCGAUGCCGAAUAAGAGGAAACAACGCGAGCUCAGAGUUCUAAUACAGUUACUACUAAGGAAUAUCACGGAAGUGAAACAUUUGAUCGAAGCUAAAAGAGAUUAUAACAGCCUUCUACGAAAUCUAAAAAAAACUUCAUCUACAUUUAAAAAAUGGAUUUCUCAACAAUUGGCAAAGUCGGCCGUAUGGAUGACUAUCUUCCGACAAAGAAAUUGGCUGAGUUGGAACCUCGAGAAAGAACACAAAAUCACCAGAAUAAGAAGAGUUCAAACCAAAUAUCGAACGGGACUGAUCCUCAAUGUAGAAGACAGCUUUUCGACGUUUCUACCUGCAAGGAUGGCUAAAGCUUUGAAUGACGACGAGGAUCUAUUGAAGAAGAUGAUGCAAGCCUGUGAGGAGAAUCGAGUCCUCAUGCGUUAUCUCGGCGGACGGUACAACCAGAUCGAGUUCCAAUGUCUAUAAACUUUGUACUCGUGCUUCAACUACUAUGUAUACGUGUUAAAUAAAUAUACAACUUAUUA
Molecule: messenger RNA, 1220 nt
Organism: Cephus cinctus (wheat stem sawfly)
Lineage: Eukaryota; Metazoa; Arthropoda; Insecta; Hymenoptera; Cephidae
Exons: 4
Coding region: 227-640 (137 amino acids)
Source: RefSeq, a predicted model, not a curated record